ACGACUCGCGCAAUGCAUUGUGGGUAGGUCAGGAUCGGAAAGGACGCCAUGUGCUUUUGAGGCAGAGGGACUGAGAGGAGACAGCGAAGUGACAGACUUGUUUUAUUUUUUAGGGACACCGGAAUAUACGACUUCAGUUACCGCAAGCAUGUACUGCACCAGACGCUGCCUCCGGACCGCGCUGCGGGUUGUGGCGACCACUCAACGGUCACAGCUUCAGCGGCAAACACCAGCCUGGUGUGCUCUCAGACUCCUGAAGACCAGUCCUGCCACACAUUCAGAAACCAUUGCCUCCCCUCUACUAGACGGAGCGCCCAAACAGUACCCUCCCAAAAUCCAACAGCUGGUCAACGACAUAGCCACUCUCACUUUAUUAGAGGUGUCGGACCUUAAUGAGCUCCUCAAGAAAACUCUGAACAUUCAGGAUGUUGGGAUGAUGCCGAUGGGGGCGAUGCAUGCCUCAGCUAUAUCUGCGCCAGCUGCAGAAGAGGAGGACGUACCAGUCAAGAAAGAGCAGACUCACUUCAUAGUAAAACUGACAGAAUUCAAGGCAGCUGACAAAGUGAAACUUAUAAAGGAAGUGAAGAACUGCAUCCAAGGCUUGAAUCUUGUGCAGGCAAAAAAACUAGUGGAAGCUCUCCCCCAGGAAAUCCGAACCAAUGUAUCCAAAGAAGAGGCAGAAAAACUGAAAGCAUCCCUGGAGGCAGCAGGCGGCACAGUUGUGUUGGAGUAGAUCUGUGUGGCCACCUAUUCUCCAAAAUGUCGCUGCUUGUGCACUUCAUCCUUCGUUCUCUUCAAUUUUUUUUUUUUUUUUUUUUUUUACACGACAAAGAGGAGGAUCCCUGGAAACAAAUAAAUGCCUUCUGACUUUAACAUUGUCUCUUGACAGCGUCAGAUGGGGCGGUUCAACUCGGACUGAACUGUCAGGCACACUGCCUGCACAAGUGGCUGCCCCGCUGUGUGCUUGUCCUUUGUCUGCUCAUGUGUCUGUCUGAUAUUUGUGUAGCCAACAAGCUACAGAAAUAAUGGCCUUGGUGCCAAGUUAUUCAGUUGGUCAUUCUGUGUGCGUACGUUUAACUUUUCACAGAAAGAAAGAUUAUGCUGUAGGGAUAUGGAAACCAUUCCCUAUGUUAAAGAAUACCAGAUACUGUAUCAAGUUCGAGGGAUGAAUGGGCUGAGUCUUUAUUACUUAUAGAAUUGUUAAUAAUGUGAUUAAAGUUGAAAAUUCCACUUUU
Molecule: messenger RNA, 1235 nt
Organism: Gymnodraco acuticeps
Lineage: Eukaryota; Metazoa; Chordata; Actinopteri; Perciformes; Bathydraconidae
Gene: mrpl12
Product: mitochondrial ribosomal protein L12
Exons: 5
Coding region: 149-733 (194 amino acids)
Biological process (GO): translation; mitochondrial transcription
Cellular component (GO): ribosome; mitochondrial large ribosomal subunit
Molecular function (GO): structural constituent of ribosome
Source: RefSeq, a predicted model, not a curated record